AUGGAUACCUGCGGGGUCGGCUAUGUCGCCCUGGGGGAGGCCGGCCCCGUGGGGAACGUGACUAUAGUGGACUCUCCUGGACAAGAGGUGCUAAAUCAGCUUGAUGUCAGGACCACUUCAGACACAGCCAGCACCGAGGCUUCCAUAGAGAUGUCUUUGCCUACCUCUUUGUCUGGACUUGAGGGUUCUCUUGAUGAGAAAAAGCUCCUUCCAGAACAGGAAAGCCUACCCAGACUGGAACAGCAAGAUCUUUCUUCAGAGAUGUCAAAGGUCUCAAAGCCUAGGGGCUCAAAGCCUGGCCGGAAGAGAGGUGGCAGGGCGCGGAAAGGCCCCAAAAGGCCUCAACAACCAAAUCCUCCACCAGUCCCUCUGGCUCCUAGUCACUUAGAUUCGUCCAAUCCGCUGUCCACCCCCAUGCCUAAGAAACGAGGUCGGAAGACCAAGGCAGAGCUGCUACUGCUGAAGUUGUCCAAAGGCCUGGAUCAGCCAGAGUCUCCGGCUCCAAAGAGGCCCCCUGAGGACUUUGAGACUCCAUCUGGGCAACGACCCCGCCGGAGGGCUGCCCAAGUGGCACUUCUGUAUCUCCAGGAACUGGCGGAAGAGCUCUCAACAGCCCUGCCUGCUCCAGUGUCCUGUCCUGAGGGCCCCAAGGUGAGCAGCCCCAUCAAACCAAAGAAGAUCCGGCCACAGUCAGUCUGUCAAGGUGGAGAGGAAGAGGAUGACACCACACGAGAUGAAGACUUUGUUCUCAAGGUUGAGGCUGAAGAUGGAGAAGAAAGUGAGGUCCCAAGUGAGAGCUCAUCUGACCCUGAGCCUGCGGUGGCCCGAAGCACCCCACGAGGAACCACGUCAGGGAAGCAGAAGCUGCACUGCCGGGGCAUGGCUCCCAAUGGCUUGUCCAAUCACAUCAUGGCUCCUGUCUGGAAGUGCCUCCAUCUCACCAAGGACCUCCGUGAACAGAAGCAUUCGUACUGGGAGUUUGCAGAAUGGAUUCCUUUAGCCUGGAAGUGGCACUUGUUAUCUGAACUUGAGGCAGCUCCCUACCUGCCCCAGGAGGAGAAGUCUCCACUGUUUUCUGUACAACGUGAAGGACUUCCUGAAGAUGGCACACUCUACCGCAUAAACAGAUUUAGCUCAAUCACGGCACACCCAGAGCGCUGGGAUGUGUCCUUCUUCACAGGGGGCCCGCUCUGGGCUCUGGACUGGUGCCCAGUGCCGGAGGGGGCCGCAGCCUCGCAGUACGUGGCCCUUUUCUCCAGCCCUGACAUGAAUGAGACCCAUUCACUGAGCCAGCUUCAUUCGGGUCCCGGGCUACUGCAGCUCUGGGGCCUUGGGACUUUGCAGCAAGAAAGCUGUCCUGGCAACAGGGCCCACUUUGUCUAUGGGAUUGCUUGUGACCACGGCUGCAUUUGGGACCUCAAGUUCUGCCCCAGUGGAGCAUGGGAACUUCCAGGCACCCCUCGGAAGGCUCCUCUCCUGCCUCGGCUGGGUCUCUUGGCUCUUGCUUGCUCAGACGGGAAGGUGCUGCUGUUCAGUCUGCCCCAUCCUGACGCCCUGCUGGCACAGCAGCCCCCAGAUGCAAUGAAGCCCGCCAUCUAUAAGGUUCAAUGUGUGGCAACCCUGCAGGUGGGGUCUGUGCAGGUAUCAGACCCCUCUGAGUGUGGUCAGUGCCUUAGCCUGGCCUGGAUGCCCACCCGGCCCCACCACCACCUGGCUGCGGGAUACUAUAAUGGCAUGGUGGUUUUCUGGAACCUUCCCACUAACUCGCCCUUGCAGCGGAUACGGCUCCCUGAUGGCUCUUUGAAGCUCUACCCCUUCCAGGGUUUCCUAGCCCAUGACCAGGCUGUGCGUACCCUUCAGUGGUGCAAAGCCAACAGUCAUUUCAUAGUGUCUGCAGGGAGCGACCGGAAAAUCAAAUUCUGGGACCUUCGACGACCUUAUGAACCAAUAAACUCUAUCAAGCGCUUCUUGAGUACAGAGCUGGCCUGGCUGCUCCCCUACAAUGGUGUCACCGUGGCUCAGGACAACUGCUAUGCCUCUUAUGGACUCUGUGGAAUUCAUUAUAUUGAUGCUGGUUACCUUGGUUUCAAGGCCUACUUCACUGCUCCUCGAAAAGGCACUGUCUGGAGUCUUUCAGGGUCCGACUGGCUUGGGACAAUAGCUGCAGGAGAUACAUCCGGGGAGCUCAUUGCAGCUAUAUUGCCUGAUAUGGCACUGAACCCAAUAACUGUCAAGCGACCUGUAGAGCGAAGAUUUCCUAUAUAUAAAGCAGAUCUGAUGCCGUAUCAGGAUAGUCCUGAAGGUCAAGACCACUCUUCUGCAUCUGGAGCCCUCAACCCACCCAAGGCUCGAACUUAUGCUGAAACCGUCAACCAUCACUAUUUGCUCUUUCAAGACACAGAUUUGGGUUCCUUCCAUGAUCUGCUCCGUAGAGAACCAGUGCUGCGUAUGCAGGAGGGAGAGGGGCAGGCUCAGCUCUGUCUGGACAGGCUGCAGCUGGAGGCUAUUCAUAAAGUACGUUUCAGCCCAAACCUGGACUCGUAUGGAUGGCUCGUAUCUGGGGGGCAGUCAGGGCUGGUUCGGAUCCAUUUUGUCCGUGGACUCACCUCCCCAUUGGGCCACCGUAUGCAGCUUGAAAGCCGAGCCCACUUCAAUGCUGUGUUCCAGUCGUCCUCUUCUGCUAAAGGGCCUGGCUUCCCUCCAACCACCCAUCGCCUCCUGCCCAAUCCCUAG
Molecule: messenger RNA, 2733 nt
Organism: Pipistrellus nathusii (Nathusius's pipistrelle)
Lineage: Eukaryota; Metazoa; Chordata; Mammalia; Chiroptera; Vespertilionidae
Source: the annotation of a GenBank genome assembly